Messenger RNA from Miscanthus lutarioriparius, 2214 nucleotides. NCBI's taxonomy places the organism in Eukaryota, Viridiplantae, Streptophyta, Magnoliopsida, Poales, Poaceae. The record is from the annotation of a GenBank genome assembly.
AUGGCUCCAGCAGGCACCGCCACCGGCAGCGCGUCCGGCGGCUCAGCCGUACACGACGACGCCGAGGCCAUGGAACUAGGCCACGACAACCUGAUCCGCCGUCGCCACGGCACCGGAGCUGCCGCUGGCGUCGCAGGCGAAGCCGACGACAGGAUCGGCAGUGCCGACGACAGGAUCGGCAGUGCCGCCGCCGCCGCCGCCGCCAGUAAGGAGUUGGCCCCGCCGUCGGUGGAGCAGGCGUUCGCGGACCAGCCCGUGCCGUCGUGGCGGGAGCAGCUGACGGUGCGCGCCUUCGUGGUCGGGGCCCUCCUCUCCGUCGUGUUCAACGUCAUCCUCAUGAAGAUCGACCUCACCACGGGCAUCAACCCGUCGCUCAACGUCUGCGCCAGCCUCCUCAGCUACUUCCUCCUCCGCACCUGGACCAGGGCCAUCGGGUGCAUGGGCUUGCUCAAGCAGCCAUUCACGCGCCAGGAGAACACCAUGAUCCAGACCUGCGUCGUCUCCGCCUACGGCAUCACCUUCACUGGUGGGUUUAGCAGUUAUCUGUAUGGUAUGAGUGGAACUAUUGCUCAGAAGACAGAGGCCAAUGAUCCUCAGGAUAUCAAGGAUCCCCACCUCGGAUGGAUGAUAGGGUUUAUGUUUCUCGUCAGCUUUGUUGGUCUUUUUGCUCUGGUUCCUCUGAGAAAGGUUAUGAUUGUGGAUUACAAACUGACUUACCCAAGUGGAACUGCUACUGCUUACCUCCUCAAUGGAUUCCAUGCACCGCAGGGUACUGAACGCGCAAAGAAACAGGUUAGGACGUUAGGCAAGUACUUCUUCCUUAGUUUCCUUUGGGCAUUCUUCCAGUGGUUCUACACAGCUGGGGAUCACUGCGGAUUUGGCUCUUUCCCAACACUCGGCCUUGAAGCUUAUAAAAACAGGUUCUUUUUUGAUUUCUCACCUACUUAUAUUGGUGUUGGAAUGAUCUGCCCCUAUAUUGUAAAUGUGUCUCUUCUUCUUGGAGGCAUCAUCUCCUGGGGAAUAAUGUGGCCAUUGAUCCGCACAAAGAAAGGAAGUUGGUACCCCAAGACUCUUCCAGAUAGCAGCCUACAUGGACUGCAGGGUUACAGAGUGUUUAUAACCAUAGCAGUAAUUCUUGGGGAUGGCCUGUACAACAUAUUGAAGGUACUUUAUCGCAUAAUAGAAGCCUUCAUAUCAAGGUACAGGAAUAGAAAUACAAACACGCUUCCUGUGUCCAACGAUGGCACCCCUGCUAAUACCACUGAAAUUGAGUCGUUCGACGACAAGCGUCGUCUCGAGGUAUUCAUGAAGGAUCAAAUUCCCAAGACAGUUGCAUUGGGAGGCUAUGUCGUUCUGGCAGCUAUAACAAUUGGUUGUCUCCCUCUCAUAAUCCCACAGCUCAAAUGGUACCAUAUUUUAGCUGCGUACAUCGUUGCACCUGCACUGGCCUUCUGCAAUGCCUAUGGAUGUGGCCUAACAAAUUGGUCCUUCGCAAGUGCCUAUGGUAAACUUGCAAUCUUUAGCUUCGGUGCGUGCGCAGGUGCUUCACAUAGUGGUGUGCUUGUCGGACUGGCUGCAUGUGGUGUGAUGAUGAGCAUUGUGGGAACAGCUGCUGAUCUAAUGCAAGACUUCAAGACUGGGUACCUGACACUGGCCUCGCCAAGGUCCAUGUUCAUAAGCCAAGUGAUAGGCACUGCCAUGGGCUGUGUUAUUGCCCCCUGCGUCUUCUGGCUGUUUUACAAGUCAUUUGAUGUUGGAGCAAGCGAUGGCGCUUACCCAGCACCUUACACAUAUAUGUACCGUAACAUGGCUAUCAUGGGCGUUGAUGGAUUGACCCUUCCAAAGCAUUGCUUCACAUUAUGCUACAUCUUCUUUGCGAUCUCCUUCGGUGUCAAUUUGAUCAAGGACCUGGUGCCGAAGAAGGUAGCGAAGUUCAUCCCCAUCCCCAUGGCAGUAGCCAUUCCUUUCUAUGUUGGAGCCUUCUUCACUAUUGAUAUGUUCUUGGGCUGUAUGAUACUCUUCAUCUGGGAAAGGAAGAAUAAAGCUGAAGCAGACUCGUUCGGACCAGCAGUUGCAUCAGGCUUCAUGUGUGGCGACGGGCUCUGGGCACUACCCGAGGCUAUUCUUUCUCUUGCAAAUGUGAAACCUCCCAUUUGCAUGAAGUUUUUGUCAAGGUCUGUUAAUGCCAAAGUGGACUCUUUCCUUGGGAACUAG